This is a messenger RNA of Cylicostephanus goldi, 258 nucleotides long. NCBI's taxonomy places the organism in Eukaryota, Metazoa, Nematoda, Chromadorea, Rhabditida, Strongylidae. The record is from the annotation of a GenBank genome assembly.
AUGUGGAAGUUUUACAACCAGUCAGCCGCACUUUUGAAUGUUCGUUACGCUCCGACAGUGCGGAUUCUAAAGCAAGAUGACGUCAAAGAUUCGUGCCUUCGUUCGCUAAGCCAGUUUUCAACCCAUGAAGAAGACAGCCUGCAAUCCUCGUUUGCCCGUCAUAUGCUUUACCUGGAGGAGCAUCGAGCAGUCGGCGAAGGUGUCCAGGCAGCUCAACUUCUGGCCGAGAAACACGAACAGUAUGCUGAAAUGGCGCAG